Cololabis saira (Pacific saury) is the source of this 6293-nucleotide messenger RNA. RefSeq names its product BCL6 corepressor (gene bcor). NCBI's taxonomy places the organism in Eukaryota, Metazoa, Chordata, Actinopteri, Beloniformes, Belonidae. Gene Ontology annotation, molecular function: protein binding; transcription corepressor activity. Gene Ontology annotation, biological process: negative regulation of transcription by RNA polymerase II. Gene Ontology annotation, cellular component: nucleus. The record is from RefSeq and is a predicted model, not a curated record.
AGUGGGAGUGGAGUGAGUCGCUCAGUCUCGGCAGCAGCUCAUCCAUUCCGUGCGGCAACUCCCCGCUCGGCUCCGCGCGUCCUCCGUCCGUGCGCCACCGACCGACCAACCGACCCGAGCCCCGACCGACGCACGGACCCCCCGGACCCCCCAAAAGCGGCUCCUAAACCAGCCGCGCACCGGGUCGGAACCUCGGAAACCCUCCCCGCAACAGCCUCCCACAGACACGCGGGACGCCAGGAAGGAAGGAAGGGGCUUUUUUUUCCGAGGACGGCGUGGUUUUUCUCCGCUGAGCCAACAUGGCGCUGCUGCGCGGCUGCGCGGCGAGCUGAGCUCGUUCCUGCGCGGAUCCGCGGACCCGACCGACCGACGGACCCACGGACCGACGGACCAGACGGGGCCACCUGUACCGCCUUCCGUCCCCCCGGAGCUCGGAUCUCCAGCCUCGGGGCCCCCCCCGGAACCCCGGACCCCCCGGACCCCGCAGGACCUUUAUUAGGAUUUUUAUUCUCGGAGUCCCGGCGCCGCCGCGGCGUCCGCGUCUUUUCUUUAUUUCUUUUUCUCCGCGGCUCAAGCAGGAUCUUUCUUUUUUUUUUUUUUUGUUGCCGUAUGGAAACCCGUGACAUCUCUGCUCCACAAAGUCCGUGUUGUGCGAGAUUCGAAAGGAUCCAGGGGAAAAAAGGAGCCGCGGGACAAUAGAAUCCACGCCGCGAGGCUCCGGGGGAGCCACAUUUCUCUGAUUUUCGUGACAAGUGGAUAACCUGUUAGACACUUUUUCUUGUUUUUUUUUUGUGUUUUUUUUAAACCCCCACCCCCACUUUGGCCGGGAUAUCGUCUGUCUCACGCAGACGGGACCGUGGCUCCGUCCACGCAGCAGUCACGCACGGAUCUGCUCGUUAACUUGGCAAAAACAGGAAAAAGAGGCGUGAGAGACGCGGCUGGAACUUCCACCGAUUCCCGGGGCAACAUCUGUUCGUGAUGUCGAUGCUGAGGCAGAAACGAACCUGGAACUAAGACAAGGAACCCACGUCACAGCAAACAUGGUGGAUGCGAGGCUGACGCCCCUGGCGGCGAUGGGCCUGGACCGCGGCGCGCUGCUCCACGACGGGCUCCGGCUCCACGGGGGCGUGGUGUACCCGGGGAUCCGGGCGCUGCCGGCCGACAAGAGCCGCGACGGGCCGGGCCUGCCGCUGGGCUACGGCCGGGACGGCCUCCCGGAACUCAUCUACAAGCCCGACGGCCUGGACGGACACAAGGCCUCCAACGGCUACGUGGGGCUCUACAAGGGGGCGCACCCGGGCCUGCACAAGCCCGUGCUGGUGCCGGGCGGCGAGCUGGGCCUGGAGCGCCGGGACAAGGCGUCGGAGCUGGGCCUGGCCGGCGCCGGCGGCGGCUACCUGCGGAUGCCGUGGCUGAGCCCGUACCCCGACGCCGGCAUGUACCCCUUCAUGGACUCGUCCAAGUACGCGGCGCUGAACAUGUACAAGGCGUCGCUGCUGGGGCAGCCGCACCCGUACCUGCCGCAGCACCUGCCCUACCCGCCCCUGUGCGCCGCGCAGGGCGCUAACGCCGCCGCCGCCGCGGCCGCCGUCUCCGCCGCCGAGCGGCUCUACUACAUGUCGCCCUACGCGCCGCCGCCCAUGGUGGCCCCGCCCAUGAGAAUCCCCGCCGUCACGGUGGCCCCGGUGGGGGCCUCUCCGUUUGCACAGCAGCUGCACCAGCCGCCGCCCCCGCACCCGCAGCACCACCCGGCCCCGCUGGACCGGGACCGGUCCCCGAGCAGGACCAGCCGGUCCAGCCGGCCCCCCUCCAGGAAGGGCAACAGCAACGGCACGGGCGGUAACAGCCUGCCCCCCCCGGGGCCCCCCCAGCUGGACAAGGCCCUGGACCUGCAGAGGCCGGUGGCGCGGAUCGGCCAGCCCGCCGCCCCCUCCGUGUCCGAGGCCUCGUCCCUCCCCCACCCCUUCUCCGUGAGCAGCAUGGCGUCGGAGCAGGCCUCCCCGGCCCGGCCCGCCCCCCCCAAGCCCCGGUCCCGGGACGGGGGGGCCGAAAAGGGCCGCAGCAGGUCCCCCCCACCGAAGGGGGCCAAAGACUCGGCGGAGACGCCGCUGGACUUGUCCGGCAGGAUGCUGGAGUUCGGGGGGCCGCCGCCGGCCAACGGGUUCCAGAUGGAGAACCUGGCGCCGGGCCCCCGAUACGGACUCCCCGGCAGCCGGGACCCGAAGGAGAACCGGUCCCUGUCGCCCCCGCCGCACCCGCACCCCCACCCCGCCGUCAGCAGCACUUCCUCCAAGGCCUCGGAGAGGCCCGAGAUGAUCAGCACUUUACACUCGUCCUGGGUCGUGCCGAGCCCGUCCCCCUCGCAGCACGCCGCCGGGCCCCCGCCCUCGCCGCGGCCCGGCGCCGACCCCAAGCCCAAGGGCUCGUCGCCCUCCGUCAUCAAGAACAAGGACCUGGAGCGGGUUCUGCACCAGCAGCGCAGCUCGUCCUGCCCGCGCAUCGGCGAGGCCAGCCACGGCGGCGACGCCCCCAGCCAGCACUCGGGCUCCUCCCUGGGGGGCACCAGGGGCCUGUCCCCCAAACCCGGCUCCGACUGGGUCAAACACAGCCCCACGCCGCCGGAGCACCACCGGGAGGUGCCCAAGCGGGCCGACGCCGCCCCGGACGUGUCGUCGUACAAGCGGCCGUGCCUGGAGAACGGCCACGCCCCCGGCCACGCCCCCGGCCACCUGUACCUGUCCCAGAGCGAGGCGUACCUGAACCACAGCCUGGCCUACGCCAGCCGCUACCUGCACUACCCGCUCCCCGACGGCAUGGCGCUGCACCCGGUGCCCAUGUCGCGCCCCCACCCGGCGCUGCUGGGCAGCACCGGCCUGUACCCGCCCCACCUGGGGGCCAAGCACCCGCUCUCCUACCACAACCUGCCCCCCGGCCCGGGCGGGCAGGACUACCUCACCUACAACUCGCAGGAGAUGGCCCACCCGCUGAUGCACGCGCUGCCCGACGCCAAGGACAAGGCCCGGGUCCCGGACAAGCCCCAGGAUUCUGGGGAGGCGGGGCCACAGGGACAGAGCCACAGCAGAAGCUCCGCCUCCUCCAUCGUCUGCAUCGACCUGGUUCACUCCGACACGGACGUGGACCCCGCCCCCCCGGGGCACCGCCACCCCCCCGCAGAGGCCGGCGCCGCCCACGGCAACCCGGCCAAGGCCGAGCACGACCCCCAGAACCACCCGUACCCGCCGCCGCUGAGGCCCCCGCACCACGACAGGCCGCCAGAGCUGACGGCGGUGGACCGGACUCCCCCCCGGGACAGGCCGGGGUCGCCCCCGUCGUCCCCGGGGCCGGUCUCCGACGGCGACGACAGCUCGGACGAGCAGAGCUCGGGUCCCGAGGACCAGAGCACGCUGCGCUGCGCCCGGACCUCCGGGGAGCGCAGCGCCGGCAAGGACCGGCCCCCGGUGGCCCCGCGGCCCCCGCACCACCACCACCACCACCAGGGCGGCGCCACAGGGGGGCCGGCGGACGACCCGGAGGACCCGGAGACGCUCUGCAAGCACGAGUCUGAGCGCGAGGACAGCAUCGUGGACCUGGGCGAGUCCCAGGGCGAGGAGGACGACGAGGGGGGGCCCCUGUCGGCCCGCGGGGCCCGCAGGUCCAGCCUCGCCAAGCGCAUCGCCAACUCCUCCGGCUUCGUGGGCGACCGCUUCAAGUGCGUGACCACCGAGCUGUACGCCGACUCCAGCCAGCUGAGCCGCGAGCAGCGAGCGCUGCAGAUGGAAGUCAUAUCACGAGAGGGGAGUAAUAUAAGCCAACCUGCAGCUAACUGGGAGCGGGCGAUGAUGCGGUUCUCGGAGCUGGAGCUGAAGGAGAAGGAGAGCGGCGGUGGCGGCGUUAGCGGCGGCGGCGUGGUGUGUGUGUCUGCAGCCUCGGCGGCAGCAGCAGGACGGGAGCUGGCCGACGGCCAGCGCAGAGAGCAAACGCUGGAGCUCUGCCAACACGGCACCAGGCAGCCGGAGAGGGAGGGUAUCAGACCGGCCUACACCAGUAACCGGGUCCCGGUGCUGCAGCGCUGCGGGGCCCAGCGGGACCCCCCGUCCCCGGGCCUGGAUGGAUCCAGGAUCCCCCCCCCUCAGGACGGGCCCGGCCUGGAGGAGGAGAACCCCGGGUUCAGGAAACGCCCCCUGGUGGUGAAGGCGGAGCCCGAGGACCCGGAGGACGAGGACGAGGAUGAUGGGCGGGGGGGCCGCCCCGAGAAGAGGCCCCGGCUUUCUCCCGAUCCGCCCAGCGCCGACGAGGACGACGAUGACGAGGAGGUCCGGAAGCUGAAGGUCUGCAUCGAGCUGACGGGCCUGAGACUCAGCAAGCCGGCGGCCGGCGCCGCCGACGACCCGCAGCUGAAGCUGGAGCGGGCCUGGCCCCAGAACCAGACCCCGGGCCAGAACCCGGGCCAGCGUAAGCCCCGGCCGGGCCAGCAGCCGGACGAGCGCGUAGCGGCGGCGGCGGCUCAGCGGAGCGACGUCAACAGGAAGUGGGGCUGCGAGAAGCUGCUCAACGGAGUGGCGGCCUUGGCCCCGCCCCCCGGCCCGCCCAAGGACAGGCCCCUCCCCCUCCACCCCCCCCACCCCUUCUCCCGCCGGGGCCCCCCCUCCCCGGAGGCCCCCGCCCUCAAGCCCCGUCGCCACGGCGACGCCGACAAGCCCAAGGGCAAGCGGCCCUGCAAGACCAAACACACCGGCCAGCGGGAGCGGGAGCGGAGACGGGAGGCGGCGCCCGCCGGCGCCGACCCGGGACAGAACCAGGACGACAAGCUGUGUGAGCGCGGCCCCCCCAGGAAGAGGCCGUCCCCCCCCCCACCAGGUCUCCCCGGCGGAGCCCCGGUCCCCCCGGUCCCCCCGGUCCCCCCCGGUCCCCGCCCCUGCACCCCCCGGUGCUGCAGCCGGUGCCCCCCCCCAGACCACCGGGCCCCCCCAGCAGAACCCGGGCCCCUGCGGCCCAUUCCCCCCGAGGCCCGGAGACUCAUCGUCAACAAGAACGCUGGAGAAACGCUGCUGCAGCGGGCGGCGCGGCUCGGAUACGAGGAGGUGGUCCUGUACUGCCUGGAGAACCGGGUGUGUGAGGUGAACCACCGGGACUACGCGGGCUACGCGGCGCUGCACGAGGCUUGCGCCCGCGGCUGGAUCUCCAUCGUGCAGCAUCUGCUGGAGUUCGGAGCCGACAUCAACUGCAGCGCCCAGGACGGUACCAGGCCGAUCCACGACGCCGUGGAGAACGACCACCUGGACGUGGUGCGGGUUCUGCUCUCGUACGGCGCCGACCCGACGCUGGCCACGUACUCAGGCCGGGGGCUGCUGAAGAUGACGCACAGCGACGGCAUGGAGCGCUUCCUCGCAGAUUACUUCUCCGACCUCCAGGGCCGCGGUGACGACGACCCGGCGAUCUACUGGGAGUUCUACGGCAGCGCCGUGUGCGAGUCCGGCGAGGACGGCGGCCUCUACGACAUCCUGGCCGACGCCCCCGGCCCCGACGACGAGGACGAGGACGACAAGAGGGAACUGUUCGAGUUCGAGUUCUCGGACCGGCCGCUGCUGCCGUGCUACAACAUCCAGGUGUCGCUGCCGCAGGGGCCUAAGAACUGGCUGCUCCUCUCCGACGUGCUGCGGCGUCUCCGCAUGUCUGCGCGCGGGUUCCGGCAGGCGUUCCCGCACAUGGAGGUGGUGACGGUGGCCGAGGCCGAGUUCUACCGGCAGGCGUCGCUGUCGCAGCUCUUCUCCUGCCCCGAGGAGCUGGAGGGCUUCACGCCCGACAGCAAGGAGCUGCUGGACCUGGUGGAGGACAGCGCCGAGCUGGCCGCGCUGCUGGGCUCCACGCUGGAGUGCCUGGACGACCGCUGGGACCGGCCCGGGGACCGGCUAGCCGAGCGGCUAGCGGAGAGGCUGGGGGACCGCUGGGACCGGCAUAACGACCGGAUAACCGACCGGCACAAUGACCGGCUAAACGACCGGCUAGGGGAGAGGCUUAACGACCGGAUAACCGACCGGAUAACGGAUCGGCCUGGGGAGAGGCUAGCGGACCGGCUAACGGAGAGGCUAACGGACCGGCCCGUGGACCGGCUAACGGACCGGCUCAAGCCCGUGGGCAGGCUGGCCUCCUCCUGACCCUUCGACCUGCUGAACUUUGACCUUUGACCUUGUUUUUCUCCCGACGGGAGUUUGCUUUAGAACCGACCGAGGUUACGACGACAUGCCUUAGCCCGAGCGCUAGCCGCUGUGCUCCGGCCCGAUUCCUGGCCCUGU